Grus americana (Whooping crane) is the source of this 3147-nucleotide messenger RNA. RefSeq names its product aquaporin 2 (gene AQP2). The transcript has 4 exons. Gene Ontology annotation, biological process: transmembrane transport. Gene Ontology annotation, cellular component: plasma membrane; apical plasma membrane. Bases 153 to 980 code for a protein of 275 amino acids. The record is from RefSeq and is a predicted model, not a curated record. NCBI's taxonomy places the organism in Eukaryota, Metazoa, Chordata, Aves, Gruiformes, Gruidae. Gene Ontology annotation, molecular function: water channel activity.
AUCUCCUCCAGCAGGUGAUCCUUCAGCCCCCUGCAUCCAUAUAUAUAUGUUGCCCCUCUGUCAUCCUCUGUGGACACAGCAGCCGCAGUAGCAAUUGCCUGAAGACACCACGGGCAGGGUCAGUCCUUGCAGCCUUCAGCAAUCGCCGCUCCAUGAUGUGGGAACUGCGAUCCGUAGCCUUCACCCGGGCUGUCUUUGCAGAAUUUCUGGCGACUUUGGUCUUCAUCCUCUUUGGCCUGGGCUCUGCUCUGAACUGGCCUUCAGCUUCUUCUCCGAGCAUCCUUCAAAUCGCGCUGGCUUUCGGCUUGGCCAUCAGCACGCUGGUCCAAGCCCUGGGGCACAUCAGCGGAGCCCACAUCAACCCAGCAGUGACAGUGGCUUGCCUCAUCGGCUCCCAAGUCUCCUUCCUCCGAGCAGUCUUCUACGUGGUGGCCCAGCUCCUGGGGGCUGUCGUGGGGGCUGCCAUCUUACACGAGAUCACCCCAGCAGACUCUCGGGAAGGCUUGGCCAUCAACAAGCUGCACAACGAGACGACGACGGGGCAGGCAGUGACCGUUGAGCUUUUCCUCACCUUCCAGCUGGUCCUGUGCAUCUUUGCUUCCACCGACGAACGCCGGGAGGACAACCUGGGCUCUCCUGCCCUGUCCAUCGGCCUUUCUGUUGCCGUGGGGCAUCUCCUUGGGAUCCGUUACACUGGCUGCUCCAUGAAUCCAGCCAGAUCCUUCGCCCCUGCUGUGAUAGUCGGAGACUUCAGUGACCACUGGGUCUUCUGGGUGGGCCCCCUGGUUGGGGCAGCAGCAGCCUCCAUCAUCUACAACUACAUCCUCUUCCCGCAAGCCAAAACCUUCUCAGAGAGACUUGCCAUCUUCAAAGGCUUUGAGCCAGAGGAGGACUGGGCAGAGCGCGAGGUCCGGCGGCGGCAGUCGGUGGAGCUUCACUCCCCACAGACGCUGCCGAGGGGGAUGUCAGAGAAGGUGUAGCUGAACCUCCCCCUGGGCCGAGAGCGGAGCUGGGGAAAACUCUGGCAUCUGUUUUAGAGACAGCACUCGUUCACAUGAGAGUUUCACCUCUCCCCUCUCUCCCAUCAUUUUGGCUGGGGGACUAAAGUUGACUGAUCUUCUGGGGAGGUGCAGUGUGAUGGUCCAACCCACCUUCUGUCACCCAGCUCUCCCCAUGGCCGAUGGUUUUCUGAUGCUGGGGGAAAAGGCCAUUAAAUCAAAGCCACCAGUGUAGCAACAGGAGCGAGAACACUGGGAUCCUACCCUGGGCCGGCUCCUUCCACGUCCCCCUUGCAGGAGGGACCGCUUGGCAAAGUUUGUUGCCCUUCACGAAGAGCUCUGAGGUGCUGCGGAGAGUUGUUAUUACAGCCAUUUGCUGGGUGUGGAGGUUGCCACCCGAUGCCUCAUUGCUGUUGAACUCUGCUCACCUGUCUCCCAUUUCUUCUCACUGCCCGGCUGUUUGCACACACACACACACACACACAGAGGAGUGCUCGCUCCUUGCCACAAGUAUCUCACGAGCUACAAGUUUUGCUGCUGCAAGGAACCAAAUUGCCGUUUACCAGCCCCUAUGGGAUGUAGGUGCCCUCGGCUCACAUGGAUGGGACUGGAAGCGUGUCCUCGAGUCCCUGCUGACCCCAUUGGGGAGCUCUUGCAACUGCUCUCUCCUGUGACGAUAAGAAACCUCCUGAUUUUCAGCUCAAAUUCAUCCAUGGCUUGUUUGUUCUUCGACCACUGUUGUCCUCUAGCUUUGAUGCUUCAUCUCUCUCCCUGGUUUUUGCUUUCUUUCCUCUGUUCCUAUGCCACUCUGAUUCUCAGAGGAGUAACACAAAGCGUUUCAGGUGUGACCUUCUCCAUCACUUGCUUCCUACAGCCCAGAUCUCUUUUUGAUCAUCACACCAAAGCCUCAUAACCAUCCCACCCCUUUCUCCUGCCAUGUCAGGACCUGGUUAUGGUCCCCAGCAUAGUCAAGGAAUUUGGGUUAGUCUUCAGGAUGCAAUUUUGUUGUUCAACCAUUAAUUUAAUCCUACUUCUAUUACUUAAGCCUGAAAGUCAUACAUUUCUGGCAUGACAUCCUAAUGCUUCUUUCUGUCUCCCCAGCGUUGCACCAUCCAUAAUGUCAUCACGACAUUAAAGCUUUUUUCUGCUAAGGCUGUAAAUGGAAAUAUUUAAUAAGAUUGGACCCAAUUCUAAAUCAUAAGGAACACUACUGACCAUUUUCCUCCCUCUGACUGUUUUGACAUGAACCACCACCAAAUGAUGCUCUUUUCUUCCUCUUUAUUCUCUGUGCUCUACUUGCACCAGUCUCCUCCUGCUUUUGAACUCAUAAUUUCCUCUAUUCCUCACUGUGCUCUUCCUCAAACACAUGCUAACGGCUAUUGCUGGACAGAAAAGGAGUAAACAAAGCUUUGAUCUGACCCGGACCAAGUGUUAUCGUGGACUUCAUUUCACCAUACCAAGCAAGGCUGAGAGCAUGGGAGCUCUGACAUCACCUCCUCUGUCAUUUGCUGUCCCUGAUGACAUGCUGGGAAGCAAGGGGAGAAAUGCUAUCACAGAUAUCAAGCUUUAUUUGUGGUAGCCAAGGAUCCAUUUUACUAGUCAAUUAGUGCAAAUAUCCCCAGAAGGCUGCUAUCGAAGUGCAGCGGGUUUAGCGCUGGUUUAACCCGGAAAAAAUACUGAUUCUGGUCCUCCACUUUGUUCCUUCAAUGGCAAAGGAGCAUCUGAAUAUUAUUUUAGAAAAGGCUUUUCAAAAAACCCCUGUCUGUUCUUAGGAACGGGAAUUAAAAUCAUGUUUCAGAUGAGAGUGUAAAAUUGUAUUUAAAUCACAAAAUACUCAGUUUUAAAAGUAGUUUGUAUUUGUGUUACUUUUCGAAGGAAAACAAAUCCAUGUAUGUCAGGAAAACCCAAAGAAACUUACCCAGAUUUUAUCCUGUCAAUGAUCUGCUGUGUAAAAUGCCUUACAGAUGAUUUUAUUUUAUUGGCAACGUUCAAGUUAGUUACGUGCCUCUUCUCCUUCAGAUCUAAGCAUUUAAUUUAUUAUUUACCCUGACAAUGUUUAAGAUUCGCAUAAACUGCACAGGGCCCAAAAAUGAGUUUUAAUGUCUAAUAAUUACUGUACUCUUUCAAAUAAAGUGCUUUAAGUUCAGUA